AUGGCCGCAUCAAAACCUAGCAUCCGCGCCCUCAGCGCUCUUGCUGCGGGUCCCCGCCUUCUCGGACCCCGCCUUACAGUCCGACAAUUGUCCAUGACUGGCUCGACAUCAUCUUCCUCCCUUCUCACAACCGACAAGCCAUACGGCUCAAAUCGCUCUCGCGGUCCAAUUCGCCUCUCUGGCGAGCACUCCGCCGCUGUGUCUGAAGCCACUGAGUCGGGCAACAAUGUCCGCCGCUUCAACACUUCCAGGAGUAGGAAGUCAGUUGGCGACAGCAGCACUCUGGACUUUGCCUACAUUCCCGGCUUCGACCCGGAGACCAGGAGCGCCCCUCUGGGUAUCAGGGUCCCCAUCUUGCCAUGGGCUGACGUCCAGGGUCACUCUGCCGAGAGCGAGGGUGUGGUGCCCAUGCAGCCCACCAUCUACGCUGUUGGCAGUGACGCCACACACAUCCACUCUCCCUCGGCCAUGUCUGACACUACCGACAACAACUCAUUUGGCUACCAGAGCAUCGCCAACAGCGUCGCCAGCAAAUUCUCAGCCACCCGCCAGGAGGGUGAGGGCAUGGCCAGGCAAAUUUGGAAUGACCUUGUAGACGACAUCAUGGGUCCUAAACGUGGUUCCACCAGGGCUUAA
Molecule: messenger RNA, 636 nt
Organism: Bipolaris victoriae FI3
Lineage: Eukaryota; Fungi; Ascomycota; Dothideomycetes; Pleosporales; Pleosporaceae
Exons: 2
Coding region: 1-636 (211 amino acids)
Source: RefSeq, a predicted model, not a curated record